Molecule: messenger RNA, 1720 nt
Organism: Sphaerodactylus townsendi
Lineage: Eukaryota; Metazoa; Chordata; Lepidosauria; Squamata; Sphaerodactylidae
Product: 40-kDa huntingtin-associated protein-like
Exons: 1
Coding region: 85-1134 (349 amino acids)
Biological process (GO): vesicle cytoskeletal trafficking
Cellular component (GO): early endosome
Molecular function (GO): protein binding
Source: RefSeq, a predicted model, not a curated record
UCCGAACAGUUGCUCGGCAACGCGCCUCCUCACUUCCGUCCGGGACCAGUCGCCGUUCAGCGGCCUGCGGAGAAGGAGGGAAAGAUGUUGUCCGUCCCGGGCUCGGCAAGCGGCCCUCCGCCAGGCUUCGAGGCCGGGUCGGGAGCGGGCUCCGGCAGCGACUUCCUCACCCGCUACCGGCUGGUGUCGGCCAAGCUGCGGCGGCGCUUCCUGCGCAAGCCCAACGUGUCUGAGGCGGCCGAGCAGUUCUCGGCGCUGGCGCGGGAGCUGCGGGCCCAGGAGAGCCUGCCCUACGCGGCCUGGUGCCAGCUGGCGGUGGCGCGGUGCGCGCAGAGUCUGGGCCACGCGGCGGGCGAGGCGGCGGCGCUGGGUGAAGCGGCGCGGCUGUGGCUGCGGCAGGAGCGGGAGCUGCGGCUGCGCCAGGGGCCCGGGCUGGGCCUGGCCGAACACCUGCCGGCCGCCCAGAGCUGCGUGGCCUUCGGCGCCCGCCUGCGCCUCGAGCUGGGCCAGCCGGCUCUGGCGGCGGGGCUGUGGCUGGAGCUGGGCGACGAGCUGCGCGCCGCCUCCGAGCCGGGCCAGGCCGUGCCGGCUCUCCUGCGCGCCGCCGACCUGCUGGCCGCCGCCCACCUGCCCCUGGAAGCGGUGCGCUGCCUGCGCGACGUCGCCUCCUGUCUGCUGCUGUGCAGGGAUCACGACGGCGCCUUGGCCGCGCUCACGCAGGCCCAGGUGCUGGCCCAAGGCGGCUCAGCGCCUCCCGGAGCGACCUCGGCUUCCUCCUCCUCCUCCUCUCCUGCAAGCCUUCCGCCUGGCGCUUUCCUCGACGAGCUUCUCCAGUGCGAGGUGACCCGCGUCCUUCUCCUCCUGCUGCUCCAGCCGCCGCCCUCCAAGCUGCUGCCCGAGCACGCCCAGACUCUGGAGAAGUACUCCUGGGAGGCCCUGGAUGCUUCCCCCGGCUACUUGCCCCCCGAGCUUUUCCUGCUGCUCCAGUCCGCCGUCAUGGCUUGCCAGGAGAAAGAUCUGGAGGCGCUCAAGGUGCUGCAGAAGGAGCUUUGGCCGCUGCUUACUGCGGAGCAGAACCACCUCUUCCAUUUGGUCCUGCAGGAGAUGAUCACCCCUUCUGGCCAGGGGUUCUGAUCAGUGACUCCUUUCUUUCCAAGCCUGGUGCAUCUCAUGUCACAGGGAUGUCGGAGCUGGUCCUGAGACUCUGGGACAAGGUCUUGUUUUUAGCCAUGGAGGGCCUUCCGUGGAAACAUCCUGAAGGAAGUUUGCUAAUCAGAGCUGAUCCUAAGGAGUGAUGCUUCCUUCCCUUGUCCAUCUGCUUUCUAUCUGUUCCUGAAUCUGCCACACAUAUUUGCCCAUUAUUGCUUGGUUGUUGUUAAGGAUCUGAAAGAACCACAUCAAAACUCAAGAGUGUUGUCCUUAAGGUGGCAUUGCCUUUUUGACUCUACAAGAUGUUUCUUGCUGUUUACCCGCAUGUGAUUCUUCAACCUUGUUGUAAUCUUUCUCAUAGCUGCUCAUAGCUGAAGUGAUAACAUGGAAUGUUCCUUCUGUUUACAAUGAGAAUAUGUAUAUUUAGGAAAGGUUUAGGUUAAUUUUGGUAAUGUCAGCAAUCAUAUCUUCAUUUACUUAAAGACAACAUUAACAAAUAUGUGAAUAGUCUUCAACACGCCAAAAUGAGAACUUCAAAGUUUUUUCCAUUAAAUCAAAUCUGAAAAUUUUA